AUGACAAGCAAAGGUGUCUUGUGGAUGGCCUCUUAUGGAUCGUUUAGUAUCGUUGCGUUUGCUGCCACCUUUCUAUCUCUGGCAUCUAAAUCCUUCGAUUAUAUCACUUUGAUGCAUGAACUCACAGACAGUUACAAACUCACUAUAUUGUUGAACUUUGUUGUUUGUUGCUUUCUACUUGGCGGUAUAAUCAGUAUACGGCUAAUUUUUGGGGAAUUGAAACUACUUGAGGUGGAAAAAAUUGUGGAUCAACUUCCAUUCUAUGGUCUCAACUUGUUAUUCAUCUUGUUUAAUGAUGACAAUCUCCUAUUAAAUAUUGUAUGGGCGGGUAUCACUGUUCUUGCCAAGGUUUAUCACAUCAUACUACUCAAUCGACUUGAGUUUCUUCAACUUCAAGUGGUCAAUGGCCUCACUCGUGAGCAUUUAUCCAAAUUGCGUAUCUUCAGGCUUUUCGCCUUGAACGUUUACGUUAUCUUAUUAGCAUCUUUCAUAAUCUCCGAUUUCUUCUUAGCAAAGAUACUUGCGUACGAUGUAUUUCAAGGUGUGAGUUCAAUUGGGAGCUUGCUAUUUGGCAUUCAGUUUGGCGUCAUGGGAAUUGAUGGCUUUGCUUACUUUGGAAAGCUUGCUUUCAAUGUAUAUGAACUUAUGUUUUACAGAUCUCAGUCCAACAAAAUCGAUGUUGAGGAAAACACAUUGGACGAUCUUGAUCUCGAUGAAAAUGAUGAUGAUGACAAUGCAGAGACAGUGUGGGAGAAUAAAGCUCUUUGGACUCAGAGCUUUGAAAUUAUAAUGUCUGCACUGAAGGCGGCGUUCUAUUCAAUAUUUAUUUACAUCUUAUACGUUCACUCAGGAUUGGCACCCCCAAUUCCGAUUAUUCAAGGUUGCUUCUUUGCUGCUGUUAGUGUUGCAAAGCAAUGCCUGCAGUUGAGAUCCUAUAUUUCCCAGUCAAGGAUUUUGGAUGGAUUACUUGAAAACGCAACAACUUCAGAGUUAGAAGCUGCAGAUUAUCUAUGUAUUAUCUGCCGGGAAGACAUGCAUUCUCCAGAGAUUUACCAGCAGCAGCGUGGGAAGGCUUUGUUGCCCCGAAGGUGUCCAAAAAAGCUUCAAUGUGGACAUAUUUUGCACAUGGGCUGUCUUAAAGACUGGCUUGAACGUUCAGAUAAUUGUCCUCUUUGUCGCAAGAAGGUCUUCGGUCAAGAACCCGCUUCAGUUUUGCCUGUUGCUUUUCCGGAGCCUGUCGAUCGCCCGAACCCACCAGGUGAGGUGAUACGGGAAUCGACGAUGCCUGAAAUGAUUGAAAUGAUUCCAUAUGUAUCAACUCCAUCAAUUCCCACUGAUUGGGCAGCAUUUCCAAUUGAAAGAUCUGAUUCAUCAGGCCAAAUCCGAAUCGAAAUUUCACCAGGAAAUAUUGGAGUUCUUACUAAACGUUCGGGAUCGGAUGCAGCCUCGGAAAUUUCAACAUCUGAGUAG
Sungouiella intermedia is the source of this 1470-nucleotide messenger RNA. Lineage: Eukaryota; Fungi; Ascomycota; Pichiomycetes; Serinales; Metschnikowiaceae. The record is from the annotation of a GenBank genome assembly.